AUCUUACAAACUGCCAGAAAUAUAGCAUUCGCCGACCACACGUCAGGAGAUUUUUUUCUUGAGAGAAGAGGGUGUGGACGUCGGCAGUUUUACUAUCCUCUGCCUGAAUCCUUUUUUUGUGGGGAUUUAAAGAGAAAGGGACGCAAUCCAGCAGGAGUGUGAGCAAGUGCAGAAAGAGCCCGUCCCACUGGUCUUCCCUUGUCCCCAUCUGCCUCGCCUUCCCCUCUCCAUCCUCGGUCUAUGUUCCUUUUGAGGACGAAUGCCCCCUGGAGGCUCUUUGGGUUCCUGGACCGGUCUUCUUCAGCUCUUAGUGCCCUAGUUCAGCAGCUCCUGAACAUUAGUCCCCACCCGCGCCAGGAUCAUCAGGGUGACUAAGAGAGAGGGGCGACACGGGCAAAGACAUGGACGACAUCUUCACCCAAUGCCGAGAGGGCAACGCCGUGGCCGUCCGCCUCUGGUUGGACAACACGGAGAAUGACCUUAAUCAGGGGGAUGACCACGGCUUCAGCCCCCUCCACUGGGCAUGCCGGGAAGGUCGGACAGGCGUGGUGGACAUGCUGGUCAUGCGCGGGGCCCGCAUCAACGUCAUGAACCGCGGCGACGACACGCCACUGCACCUGGCUGCCAGCCACGGGCACCGUGACAUCGUGGCCAAGCUGAUCCACUGCAAGGCGGACACCAACGCGGCCAACGAGCAUGGGAACACAGCACUGCACUAUGCCUGUUUCUGGGGACAGGAUCAGGUGGCUGAGGACCUGGUAAGUAAUGGUGCCCAGGUGAGCAUCUGCAACAAGUAUGGGGAGACUCCUCUGGACAAGGCCAAACCACACCUGCAGGACACCCUGAAAGAGCGGGCUGAAAAGCUGGGACAGAGUCUCACCAAGGUCCCAUUCAAAGAUUCAUUCUGGAAGGGCACUACCCGAACACGACCGCGUAACGGGACUCUGAACAAACACGCAGGCAUUGAUUUCAAGCAGUUGUCCCUUUUGGCCAAAAUAAACGAAAACCACUCUGGAGAGCUGUGGCAGGGCCGCUGGCAGGGCGCAGAGAUUGUGGUUAAGGUACUGCAUGUCCGGGACUGGACCACCAGGAAGAGCCGUGACUUUAACGAGGAAUAUCCCAAACUCAGGAUAUUCUCCCACCCCAAUGUGUUGCCCGUGUUGGGGGCCUGUCAGUCGUCCCCUUCUACUCACCCCAUCAUCAUCACGCACUUGAUGCCCUACGGUUCACUCUACAAUGUGCUCCAUGAGGGCACCAAUUUUGUAGUGGACCAGAUGCAGGCAGUUAAGUUCGCCCUGGACAUCGCAAGCGGCAUGGCCUUUCUGCACACGCUCGAGCCAAUGAUCCCUCGGCACUAUCUCAAUAGCAGGAGUGUCAUGAUCGACGAGGACAUGACAGCCAGGAUCAGCAUGGCAGACGUGAAGUUCUCCUUCCAGUGUCCUGGCAGGAUGUACGCUCCAGCCUGGGUGGCGCCUGAAGCCCUGCAGAAGAAGCCUGAGGACAUAAACAGGCGGUCGGCAGACAUGUGGAGCUUUGCCGUGCUCCUGUGGGAGCUGGUGACCCGGGAGGUGCCGUUCGCCGAGCUCUCCAACAUGGAGAUCGGCAUGAAGGUUGCCCUCGAGGGUCUUCGUCCCACCAUUCCGCCUGGCAUAUCGCCCCACAUCUGCAAGCUGAUGAGGAUCUGCAUGAACGAAGACCCAGCCAAGAGGCCCAAGUUCGACAUGAUCGUCCCCAUCCUGGAGAAGAUGCAGGACAAGUGAACCCCACUUGUUCCUCUAGCCUCUGAUACCAGCCUUACUUAACACCAUGUCUUACUGCUGCCUUGGAUCCAACCCCAACUGUCUGCUCUUCCUUUGAAAGCAUCUCUGCUCUUUGCUAUUAUUAACAUUAAUGUCAACUUAAAUUUGUUACCAGUGCUUGCUUUUUGUUUACUUAAAACCAUCUUUUGUUUGUUGAUAUGAUGUUUUUGUGCGUUUGUGUUUGCCUUACUAUGCAGAACAUUCUGGGUGUUAAUCCAAUGGAUGGGAUCCCUUCUAUCUCAGCCCCACCAUUGUAUGAAAAGAGACAUUAUAUUACAACAUGCCAAUAUAACAUAAUUUACACUCCCAGAAAUAUUUUUUUUUCUAUUAUUAAUUAAUUUGACUGGUGCCUAUCUGCAUUUUUUAGCCUAACUUGGGGGGUGUCAAUGUGUUUAACUAUACUGCCAUCUACAGGUAUGCUGGAAUAGUUGCAGUACAGUUCAUUUGGUCUGCACCCAUCUAAUGGAGAAAAGGCAAAUCGAAUGUAGUUAUCGCUAGUAAUGCUGUCAUCAGCGAAGUGAGUAGUUAUCGUUGAUUCUUUUCCCCUGUGCCUUGAACAGAAAAUAGACACUAUUAAUGUGCAUCUCUAUCUGACCUUGAUAAGCUGAGGAGCAUUUCAUGUGGUCUGUGCAUAAUUUGUGACAAUCCAUGGUACAGUAUCACCCCUUUUUUCAAUCUUUAUCCCCAUGCUUUGUGCAUAAAUGUCCAUACUGACAUGUUACUUUCACAUGCAUCACUAAACGGCAGAUUUAGAUUUUAUUUCCUUCCUUAACCAGACUAUACUUGAAGGAAGGGUGAAUGUUGUUGGCGAAUCAUCAGUUACCGCUGGUCCCGUGAGCAAGCCGCUUAACUUCAAAUGCUCCAGGGAUUGGCAAAACCCGCUUUCUCAAUAGUACAUUCGAUUUGGAUAAAAGCAUCUGCCAAAUAACUGUAAAAGUAUGAUGUUCUGAGGCCUAAGAUGUCUGACCGAGAGGCUGAACGUUUUUAGUCUGCACCACAAACACCUGAUUUCAGGAGACCAAUAAUAGUCAUACCUGUGCUUGGCGAUGUGAUGGUAGAUAGGACAGAUCACCAGGGCGAUGGCGAAUAAAAUAAACUUCUAAACAUAUUUGAAACAAAAUAAUUUAUUUUCAGCUUUCCACAGCUUAAUUCACUGCCUUGUUUGUAUCUCCAAAGACAAAAAGCAUGCCACAUGUUGUAUGUAAUUUAUAAAUAUGUAUAUUAAAAUGAUUUCAGAAA
Messenger RNA from Paramormyrops kingsleyae, 3038 nucleotides. It is a transcript of the gene ilk, whose product is annotated as integrin-linked kinase. Gene Ontology annotation, cellular component: stress fiber; focal adhesion. Gene Ontology annotation, biological process: integrin-mediated signaling pathway; cell-matrix adhesion; substrate adhesion-dependent cell spreading. Gene Ontology annotation, molecular function: protein serine/threonine kinase activity; ATP binding; protein binding. Lineage: Eukaryota; Metazoa; Chordata; Actinopteri; Osteoglossiformes; Mormyridae. The record is from RefSeq and is a predicted model, not a curated record.